Vitis vinifera (wine grape) is the source of this 3156-nucleotide messenger RNA. RefSeq lists its product as uncharacterized. The record is from RefSeq and is a predicted model, not a curated record. The coding region runs from base 199 to 2682 and encodes 827 amino acids. NCBI's taxonomy places the organism in Eukaryota, Viridiplantae, Streptophyta, Magnoliopsida, Vitales, Vitaceae. Gene Ontology annotation, cellular component: nucleus. The transcript has 11 exons. Gene Ontology annotation, molecular function: mRNA binding.
AUGAAGUAACCAAAAUUAAUAACCUAUUGUGGGCCAUACCGUAAAUCGUAUAAUCCCUGAUGCUCACUUUGUCUUUGAUCAGGCUUACCAAACAAGCAAUCCAUCCCUCUCUCAAUCGCUAGGCAAUUCUAGGGUUCCAAGCUCCUUCCCCAAAAUCCUUUGAUCAUCCAGGGUUUCAAUCUUCUGCUGCAAACCAGUAUGAGAACUAGAAAUGCCGAAACCCCCAAACCGGCGUCCAAAAAGAAGACGCCGCAGGCUAAGAAAUCUGCCGGCAAGGCUCCUCAGACCACGCCCGAAACGGGGGCAGGAUCGGUGACGCCGAAAUCAACCGAGACGAAGCGUGUCUCUGCAACCAAAGGGAAGCAGGUGAAGACCAACGAAACUACACCGACAUCGACACAGAACGCGGCUGCUGAAUUGAACACUGGAGCAUCAGUUGAAGAGGUGAAAACUGCAGCUAAUGUGUCUCUAAUAACACCAGAGACGAAAGCAGCUUCAGGUGCCAAAUCAGUGGUGAAGAAAACGCCGGGAAAAGCUAGAACUCCUCCUUCAGUAAAAGCUGUUUCUGCGAAGACACCUGCAUUGGGGGAGUCUUUAAAACCAAAGGUCGAGGAGCCCGUGAAGAAGGAAGGGGUUGAUGCUGCAAAGGAGGGGGAGUCUACAGAGAAGGAAGGGACUGAGUCUGCAAAGAAGGAAGGACCUGUUGUUAAAAACGUUGAAGAUUCCAACAAGAAGGAAACAAGUUCUGGUCAUCCAGAAGGCGUUCCUACCGAGAAUCCUAGAGAUACUUCGGAGCAUGAAGAAAUUGUUGCCUUGAAUGUUGCAAAAUCUCCAGAUAAUGGAGAAAUCAGUAUUGCCAAGGAAGUGCCGGAUGUGAAUGAAGAAUUGGGAGAGGAGAUAAAACAUGUUGAGGAUAAAGAAGAGACUAAGAAUGAGCAAGUUAACAUGGAAGCAGAAACAAAUGAGGCUAGAGUUGGAGAAGAUGCCCCAGUGAAGGAGGAUAAGUACUAUGGUGAUGAGGUAAUGGACUAUGGAGAUGAAGAGGGACUUGAAGAACCUGAGGAAGAACUUCCAGUAAGUGAUGCAGUGGAUCCUGGAGAAGAAACAGAGGCCUUGGAGGAAGAACACAGAGAACUGACUGCUAUUGCAAAGGAGCGGAAGAUAUCAAAAGCACACGAGAUAUUUGUUGGUGGAUUGGAUAGGGAUGCUGAGGAGGAGGAUGUAAAAAAGGUCUUUGAGAGGAUUGGAGAGGUAGUCGAAGUUCGAUUGCACAAGAAUUUGUCAUCUAAUAAAAAUAAGGGUUAUGCAUUUGUAAAGUUUGCUAAUAAGGAGCAUGCAAGCCGGGCUUUGUCAGAAAUGAAAAACCCCGUUAUUUGUGGGAAGCGAUGUGGAACUGCACCCAGUGAGGACAAUAACACAUUGUUCUUAGGCAAUAUUUGCAACACAUGGACGAAGGAAGCAAUCAAACAAAAAUUGAAAGACUAUGGCAUUGAAGGUGUUGGGAACAUCACUCUUGUCCCAAAUCCUCAACAUGAAGGAUUGAGUCGUGGUUUUGCUUUCCUUGAGUUCUCUUGUCAUGCAGAUGCCAUGCUUGCAUAUAAGAGGCUUCAGAAACCAGAUGUUAUAUUUGGCCAUGCUGAGCGAACUGCAAAAGUAGCUUUUGCAGAACCUUUACGUGAGCCAGACCCGGAGAUCAUGGCACAGGUUAAGUCUGUAUUUGUUGAUGGCCUCCCUCCUCACUGGGAUGAAGACCGUGUUAGAGAGCAAUUUAAAGGCUAUGGGGAGAUUGAACGAAUUGUGCUUGCACGUAAUAUGUCGACUGCCAAGAGGAAGGAUUUUGGUUUUGUUGAUUUCACUACUCAUGAGGCUGCUCUUUCUUGCAUUGAUAGUGUAAACAACACAGAAUUGUGUGAUGGGAACUCAAAGACAAAAGUGAAAGUCAGGCUUUCAAACCCUUUGCCCAAAACUCAGGCUGUGAAGGGGGGAUUGUGUGGUGGAUUUCGGAUUGGUCAUGGUGGUGUUGGAUCUUCCUCAAAGUUUGGAAGGGGGGGUUUUGGACGGGGAGGACAUCACUUCAACCGAGCACAAUUUCAACGUGACAGGGGUUUCUAUCAACGUGAAUAUGGUCCAACUGGUAGAUUGGGGUUCCCCAAUGCACCUGAUUUUGAUGGUCCAUACCCUGAGUUCCAUGAGAGACACUUUUUUGGAAGAGGAGGACGAAGGGGUUCUUUGAGGGGUGCUUAUCAGGGAUCUGGGGGAGGCUAUCCAGCUGCUGUCCCACCAAGACCAAAUCUUGAUAGGCCCAGGCAUGGUGCAAUUGAUAGGGGUCAUGGGAAGUACUUCCCAUUUAGGCAACAACCAUUUUUCCCUGAAGAAGACUUUGACAACUCUUUUUCUGGGAGGCAUUUUGAUGACCCUUAUCUUUAUGAGGACAAUGCACGUGGGAUAAAACGACCAUUUAUACCAGACUGGGACCCUGGUUACAUGGAACCAAGCAGGUUUCGCCCUCGACUGGAUUACUCUGACCCAGAGGUUGAUUUUCAUGGAUCUCGUUAUCGGGAUAAUUUUGAAGCUGGCAGUAGUCUCUACUCACAAGAUUAUUAUGGUCCUGAUUAUGAUAGAGGUGCAUAUCCUUCCUAUUACAGAGAUGAUCGGUCAUAUCGAGGCGGUUAUUAUUAUUAAACUCAAGUUCCUCUGGGAGGCUAUUGUUAUUAAAGCUCGAGAACCUUCGGUGGACCGGGAAUCUGGGAUGCACUGCAUUAAUGAUGGUCAAGUUGGUUGCCGCUUGAAAGAGUAGUUGAAACCAGCCUUCCUUUUUAUUCUUCUUUCCACCUGCUCUUUGUUAUAAGCUGCAAUUUCCUACUUUUUUUCCCCUUGAUUUGGCAGAUCAUUCGGAGGUUUAUGUGUCUAGUGUAGGCUAUCUUUUGGAAGGAUCUUGACCUAGAGACUAUUUUAAUUUUUGUAUGAUUAGGAUAUUGAUAGAUACUUGCUUUGCUUGCCAUAGGUAUGAAAAGCUAGAGGACAUUAGACUAUGGGCUACUUUGUUAAGUCACAGGAACUGAUCUCUUGCCAUGUUUAUGGUCUAUGUCCUGGGUUAAGUAUAUACGUGGAUGAUCCUUUAUAUUGAUGCUUAAAAGGAGACAAAUUGGGUGACUA